Messenger RNA from Balaenoptera musculus (blue whale), 2165 nucleotides. RefSeq names its product chromosome 11 C6orf226 homolog (gene PEX39). The transcript has a single exon. The record is from RefSeq and is a predicted model, not a curated record. NCBI's taxonomy places the organism in Eukaryota, Metazoa, Chordata, Mammalia, Artiodactyla, Balaenopteridae. Bases 45 to 377 code for a protein of 110 amino acids.
GUUGCACCCAUCCCUCCCGGAAGCGCUCAGGCUCCAAGCCAGCCAUGGAGCCCUCCGGCAGUCAGAGCGGGACUGGCGCGGCUUCUGCACCCGCGGACUCAGCCUCGGCCUCGGUGACCCUGGCGCAGCUCCUGCAACUGGUCCAGCAGGGCCGGGGGCUCCCCGGCCUGGAGAGGCGCCACGUCGUGGCGACCCUCGGCGAACCCACGGCGUCCCGGCUCCCGCGGAGGCCCAAGCCCUGGGAGGCCUCGGGCUCCGCCGACGCCCCCGCGCCGCCCUUCCAGACCCGGGGCCACAGGCCCGACGACCCUCCCUAUGGGCAGAGGACCCUCCUGGAAGAACCUGGCUCCGGGGAGGCUGCGACAGCGCCUUCCUAGAUGGAACAUAGUGGGUUCCUGAGGCUCGAGGUCCUUUGCAACUGUGAAUGAAAAAUGUUGCUGCCCUAUCAGCAAAGGACGCUGCAGCCAUCUAGCCAUCAGCCAAUACUGCGGCCCCGUCGGUGAGCCCUAGGGAACCCAGGAUGGAGACAAAUGGGCUGCCGCUGCCAAGCCCUUAGCCACUGCAGACACUGUCAACGGCGCACCCUGAGGGGGCUCAAGAUGGGAAAGAACAGGAUACUGGCCUUGGAUAGCUAAGGCGCAUAUCAAAGGCAAAGUGUCAGUGAGCCCAGACUCUUGCAUCUACCUGUUCACAGAAAAAAGCUCAAUUCAUUAACGUGAGAUGUCGGGUUUUCUUUAAUUAACAGUAAUCUUUUGAUGUUCUGACUACCUGAUUUUGUCGCAGAACUCCUAUCUAUCCUUCAGAGCAGUCCCUCAGAGCUAUCUGAGAGGCUGCCUCCUGGGCUUGCAUCCUCAGAAAGUCUGCCAAAUAAAAUAAUUCUCAACUUUGAGGUUUUGCUUUUUUUUUUCAGUCAACAGUUUUGGUGACCAUGGAGGGAACCAGAGCAGACUUCUCCUCUUCGCCUGAACUCUACGAGGAACCGGACCCUUGGUACUGGAAGAGGCCUCUUGUGCCCAUCCGCCUCCUUGGAGAGUUCAUACGAACUUGGGUGAGUCUCUCCUGGUUCUUGGAUCUCCUGAUUAUUGGUUGAUUAUCCUGAGUUUUAUUUGGCAGUGUCUAACAGAUGCCUGGCUCCCCAGUUGAAAGACAUUGGGGAGUGACCUCCCUAGUUGAAAGAUACUAGGGGAGCCCAGUUGAAAGACACUGGAAGAAAAUGCCCCCCAGCUGAAAGAUACUGGGGGAACCCGGUUGAAAGACACUUGGAUUUGCUCAGUUGAAAAGAUAUUUGGGGACUUCCCUGGUGGUCCAGUGGUUAAGCCUCUGCGCUUCCGCUGCAGGGGGCACGGGUUCCAUCCCUGGUCAGGGAACUAAGAUGCCACACCGCGGGGCCAAAGAAAAAAAAAAAGUACUGAGCAGUCUGGGCUGAAUGUUUAGAUAAGAGGGUGACCUGAUGUUUUCCUCAAAUUGGCUACCUUAAUAAGAAUUUGUCAGGAUAAAAGUGCACUAGUAAGUUUUAUCCCCGACGAAUUCAACUUUAAAACGGGAAAUAGAUUAUCUCAAACAAAAACGAAGGGCUUCAGAAAACCAACCUCCGAUUAACACUCUAGGCAAAUUCAUGAAUGUACGGAGCUCAUACUUGCAAGUACCUACUUAAUUGGGAGUCAAAGGAAAUCUCAUCCUGAAAAUGACUCAGAUUGGGCUCAUUUAUUGAAUACGCAGUUAAGUUAGAAAAAGCCGGCUUGAUAAAAACAUCUUUUCAAAAUUCUGACCUUAAAAAAACAAAAACAAAAGCCCUUCUGGGGGAAGUUUCAUUUCUCUUCCUGUGUCUUUGAGAUGUAAAUGUUCUACUCGAUCUUCUUCCAGCCUUUUGUGUGUAUGGCUUUUGAGAACUUGGUCUCUGCCAUCCAAAAGGUGCACAUAUGGUGUACAUUUGGCAGCCAAUUAAAUAGACUGGGAUUCUGAGCAGUCUUUUGUCUGGCUGUACCAACUCUUGGGGAUUUUUUGCCAUCUUAACCUUCAUUGCGUCAGCCUGUACAACAAAGGCCUUUACUUCCUUAGACUAUAUUUGGGAAUAAACUUUCUGGAUCUUGUUUAGGCAGCAGCCUUCACACUCUCUUGUGGGGAACGCCUCUUGCAUCUUAUUGGUUUGAGUCACUAUUAAGAUA